Messenger RNA from Annulohypoxylon truncatum, 2407 nucleotides. Its product is annotated as SWIRM-domain-containing protein. Gene Ontology annotation, biological process: positive regulation of DNA-templated transcription. The transcript is spliced from 3 exons. Gene Ontology annotation, cellular component: SWI/SNF complex. The coding region runs from base 98 to 2134 and encodes 678 amino acids. Lineage: Eukaryota; Fungi; Ascomycota; Sordariomycetes; Xylariales; Hypoxylaceae. The record is from RefSeq and is a predicted model, not a curated record. Gene Ontology annotation, molecular function: histone binding; DNA binding.
UUGCGAUUCAUUGUGCUCCCAUUUUUCAGCAAUCGAAUAAUCGCCAAAUCUCCCUUUUGCAAUCCAUCACUAGUCGAAAUAAUCCUUCGCCUCAAAAAUGGAUGGCGAACACGCCAACUAUGGCUCACCGGCCAAUGCAGCUACACCCGGUAGCAACCUCAUCCUAGCGCAACCACCUCUACAAACCGACACCUCCAAUGCGCAAGGAGCUGAAGAUGUGCAGAUGUCCGAAAUCCCCUCUACUGAACCUAUCAUCAAGCAAGAUAGCACUACUCCCGCUCCUGCUGGUACUUCAGAUAACCCACUUGAUGCCCCUCCUGCGCCGCCUGCUGAAACUACCUUAGCUAAGGACGAUGAGGAGAUGGGCGAGGCUCAGGCGGAUGGACGACAGGAAAAAGAUGGCGACGAAGCAGCUGCCGGUGCCGAUGGUGCUCAGGAGGUGAAGUCUAAGGAAAGCAUCGAGAACGCCGCGCGCGAACACCUCAUUUCCCAAACCCACGCCAUUGUUCUACCGAGUUAUAGCACCUGGUUCGACAUGAAUGCUAUCCACAGCAUCGAACGCAAGGCUCUACCAGAAUUCUUCAACAGCCGAAACCGAAGUAAAACCCCUGCCGUCUACAAAGAUUACCGUGAUUUCAUGAUCAACACCUACCGACUCAACCCCGUCGAAUACUUAACUGUCACCGCCUGCAGACGAAAUUUGGCCGGAGAUGUUUGCGCCAUUAUGCGCGUCCAUGCUUUCCUAGAGCAAUGGGGAUUAAUUAACUACCAAGUUGACGCGGAUCAACGACCCUCCCAAGUUGGGCCGCCUUUCACCGGCCACUUUCAAGUCAUCUGCGAUACACCGCGCGGACUUCAGCCUUGGCAACCUUCAGCCGACCCCAUUGUGCUUGAAGGCAGAAAGAUCCAGGACACUGACCAUAAGGCUGCUGCUGCUGCAACUGCUGCGGGCGAACGAAACCUCGAAAUCGGUCGCAACAUCUACGAAGCUAAUGCGAAGGGAACGAAAAUCAACAAGACCGAGAACAAGACAAACGGCGAGGCUGCAACCAACGGUGCUACCUCGCCAGCAGCUGAUGAAAGCUUGACCAAGCCCAUUGUCAAGGUUCACUGCUUAAACUGUGGUGUCGAUUGCACUAGAGUUUACUACCACCUACCUGAGGUCAGUUCUGCGAAUAAGACUAAAUACGAUGUCUGUCCUAGUUGCUACCUGGAGGGUAGGAUACCCAGCAACCAGACAAACACCCAAUUUGUUAAAAUGGAGAACAAGACCUAUUCGACAAUUCAUGACCGAGAGGCACCAUGGACGGAUGCCGAGAUUCUUCGUCUACUCGAAGCGUUAGAAAGAUAUGAUGACGACUGGGCCGAGAUAGCAGAGCAUGUAGGCACACGAACUCGGGAGGAAUGUGUCCUGCAAUUCCUUCAAUUAGAUAUCGAGGACAAGUACCUCGAAACAGAAGCACCCAUUCACGCUCCUACGGGUCUUGCUAUGCUAGGAAAGCAUGGCGGCCAUCUCCCUUUUAGCCAAGCUGAUAACCCGGUCAUGUCUGUUAUCGGAUUCCUUGCUAGCCUUGCCGAUCCCAAGACAACAGCUGCGGCGGCAAAGAAGUCUGUCGAGGAGCUACAGCAGGGUUUGAGAAACAAGAUUGAGGGUGGUGACGCGACGAAGGUCAACGGCAAGGGCAAGGAGAAGGAAGGCGAUUCGAUGGAGAUUGAUGGUAACCAGGAGAACACGAACACAACGGUCUCUAACCUAGCCAGCAUACCACUCGCCGCUAUGGGGGCACGUGCAGGUGGCUUGGCUUCUCACGAGGAGCGAGAGAUGACUAGGUUACUCUCCGCCGCCGUGAACGUCACCCUGCAGAAAAUGGAGCUGAAGCUGAAGUUCUUUGACGAGAUGGAGGGUAUCCUACAAGCAGAACGGCGCGAGUUGGAGCGGGGCAGGCAACAACUCUUCCUGGACCGACUCGCAUUUAAGAAGAGGGUCCGAGAAACCCAGGCAGGUUUACGCGCUGGUGUGAACGGCGCUGACAUCAAGCCGGAUGGUAACGGCUUAACAUUCACGUCGGCUCCCCCUCUAAGCUCAGUCCAACCACUCGGAAGCGACGGCAAUAUCAAGAGCUACGAGGCCUAAGUAAUACCAUGUUAAUUUGGAGGAGUCCACGCAUAAGACAGCAGCCCUGGGGGUAGUCAGGUAUUAUUUCGCGGCGAACCAGGCAUUUUAAAGGGACUGGGACGGGUCAACGCGGUUUCUUAUUGCUAGCUUUUUUUCCGUUGUUCUGGGGCGUCAAGGGAAAUUCCAGGAUGCAAACCGGUCCUUGCUAUGCUCUUCUCAAAGAGGGCACUUCUUGAUUUAUUUUUCUUUUGCAGAGUCAAUGGGUGAAGGAAUCCGAGGUUAAGCUCUAUA